Molecule: messenger RNA, 1557 nt
Organism: Rubroshorea leprosula
Lineage: Eukaryota; Viridiplantae; Streptophyta; Magnoliopsida; Malvales; Dipterocarpaceae
Source: the annotation of a GenBank genome assembly
AUAUUUUCAGUUAUGAUAUUUUGUAAUACCCCCAAAAUUUCUAGAGCAUCAAGUGAGAGUUAGGGACCUAAUUGUGAAGAAAUACUAUUAAUGAACUUAAUGGCAAAAAUUUUCAAAGUUCAGGGACUUAAAAGAAAGGAAAUUAAGAUAAGGAUCAAGGCUGAUAUUUCUGUCCUCAGCCACGUGUUUUGCUCUUCUUCAUCUUCAUUUUCUUCUCCUCUGCCGACCGAAGCUCCCCUAAGCCACCGACUCAUCCCCUUUGAGAAAAAUUGGUAACAAGCUUGAUUUUUCCCUUCCUUUUCUUGUUAAAGAACUGAUUUUAGGACCUAGAACCCUCCCUUUGAAGUGGGGAUUUCAGAUCUGCUCUGUUUCUUCCCUUGGUCUGUCCGCUGUUCUGCUGGGUGUGAAUCCUUCGGGAUUUUUGUUUUCAUGAUUUCUUCUCCAGUCUCUGUCGGCCUCCAUACCCGCCAGCUCCGGUUUUGGCUGCUGGAAAAAUACUGGUAUGUUGAUGGCAUCUUUAAGUCCAAAAAUGAAAAUCUCAUGGAAUACGUUAGUUAUGGCAUUGGAUUAAUUUUAGUCCAGUAGUGAUGUAUUAUUGAUUGGGGUUUUGUUUGGUUGUGAGAACGUGAUGGGAAAAUGAAAAGGAAAUUGGUUAUUAAUUCUUGAAUAUUUGAAUUAGGUUACUGAUCGUUUUGUCAAUUUAGUACUGAGAUCGAGCCCUUGGUUUUAAGCAAGUGAGGUAAGUAAAUUUAUGGUAAUGUCCGCACUGUUUUUAAAAGAUGUUUUGACUUGUUUUUUAAGUGGUGGCGCGACUAAACCCGUUUUAUGCAAAAGUAAGUAUGACUAAUUGAAGUGAAGUUUUAUGCUUUUCAUUAAAUUGAGCAUGCCUACUUAAAAUUUUAUUUGAUUGCCUUGAUGAUCUGAAAGUGAUUAGUAAAUUAUGAAUUUUCUGUUAACUUCUGCCUGUUUUGUCUCCGAUACAGUCAUGUUAUCCUGUCGCCCGCUAGUGGGAGGUUUAAAUGCUAGCACAUGUCGACAUGUUCCUGAUAGAACCGGUUCAUUUCUGUAAUCCUGCUAGUGGGAGUUAAACACUAGUAAUUCCUGUUGCCUGCCAGUGGGAGGUUUAAACACUGGCCAUGACCUAUAAAGGAGACGUCUAUUUCGUUCCCGUACUUGUAUCAGUUUUCUGAUUACACUUGUUGGCAUGCUAUAAGUUUAAUUGACUACUAUUGAAUUUUAUUCUGCAUAAUGGUUAUCAUUGAGCAUUCCGUUUAUGUUUAAACUGUUUAUCUGAAAUGCUCAAAUUUUACCCACGGGCUAUCCAUACAUUUACUUAUUGAGAUAUUUUAUCUCAUGAUUUUCCCUUGUCCACCAUUUCAGGUAGUAUGACUCGAGACACGGAAACCACGGGAAGUGACGAGUUAGAAGGCUAGCCAUUUCGAGAUUGAUAUAAUUUUAGAAAUAAAUCAUGUUUUUUUGUAAGAUAGAUUUUACCUUGUGAUUUUAAGUUUAAGUCAUGUUGGACAUAGAUUUAUGGAAUAUAUUAUCAUUCUUGGA